Messenger RNA from Ostrinia nubilalis (European corn borer), 3663 nucleotides. RefSeq names its product protein O-mannosyl-transferase TMTC1-like. Gene Ontology annotation, molecular function: protein binding. The transcript has 12 exons. The record is from RefSeq and is a predicted model, not a curated record. The coding region runs from base 49 to 1854 and encodes 601 amino acids. Lineage: Eukaryota; Metazoa; Arthropoda; Insecta; Lepidoptera; Crambidae.
AGCAGCAAGAAGUGCGUUUGGCUCAGUAUCACCCUCGGGGCUCUUAGCAUGCUGGCCAAGGAGACUGGCGUCACUGUCCUACUGCUCAACUUGGCCUUCGACUUUUAUAGGUGCUGGCCGUUUGUCAAGAGGUCAAUAUGCUCGUUAAAAAUAGAGAAGAAGUGCACCGGCCUAUCAAUACGAACGAUCAAGGUGGUGGUGUCUCUCGCGCUGCUCAUCUGUCUCAGGCUGGCGCUACUUCAGGGGACCUGGCCUACAUUCUCCUCGCAGGACAACCCGGCUGCGUUUCAUCCUAGCUUUUUUGUGAGGCUGAUGACCUUCUGCUACCUGGCAGCGUUCAACUGGUGGCUACUCCUGUGCCCCUGGACGCUGAGCCACGACUGGCAGAUGGGGUCGGUGCCGCUCAUCACCAGUGGCUGGGACCCUAGGAACCUGCUCACUUGUGCUGCGUUUGGGGCACUGCUGCUGUUGUGCUAUAGGUGCAUUGCAGACUUGGAGGUACAGAGGCACACGCCAGCUGUAAUCGGUCUGCUACUGCUCGUGGUGCCUUUCGUGCCGGCCAGUAACCUGCUCGUCACCGUCGGCUUCGUCAUCGCAGAGAGGGUGCUGUAUAUACCCAGUGUAGGCAGCGUGAUCAUCACAGCCUACGGCGUCCAGCUUAUGUGGUGUUCCAAGCCGGGCACCAAAGCCAUCCUGGUGGUGGGCCUGGCAGUCCUCGCAGCCAGUAGCGUGGCGAGGACCUACCGAAGGAACGCGGAUUGGCGGGACCGCGCCACGUUGCUAAGGGCGGAUUUAGUGACUUUGCCGCAGAACGCCAAACUGCACUACAACUUGGGCAACUUUCUGCGCGAAACUGAACAGCAGGAGAGCGCUAUCAAACAUUAUAAAGAGGCGUUGAGACUAUGGCCAAGCUACGCCAGCGCUCACAACAAUAUUGGCACCCUCGUGACCGGGUCUGACAACGCCGAGCAGCACUUCUUGCAGGCCAUCAAGUUCAACAAGUACCACGUCAACGCGCAUUACAACUUGGGGAAGCUUUACAAAAAAAGCGGGCGCACCUCACAAGCAGUUGCCAUGCUAGAGAAGUGCAUCUGGCUGCAGCCUCGCUUCGUGCAAGCUCAUGUCGAGCUGCUGACCCUUAAGCCUGAGAGGGAGAAGCACGCCAUCCUCGUCAAGCUGGUGGAGUUGGAGCCUAACAACUGGGAGCACUUCAUGCUUUACGGGGACUGGUUGAAGACGAAAGGGCUCGCGGCGCCAGCAUCAAAGUUCUACCUGGAAUCACUAAGACUGAGUUUUCGGAAUCGCAACGUGGAGAAGCCAAUCCGAGGAGACCUAAUCUCGUUCAGAUCGACAGCUUUAAUGCUAAGGUCGUUAGGACAAAAGUCUAGGAUCCUUCAGGUCCUAACAAGAUGGCACACAUGGCGUCGCGGCUGGCCCAGCGCUGCGGCGGCGCAUAUGUAUCUGAGGGACUGGCGACUGAAGAUGGAGCUGGAAGGCCGCGUGAGGAUAUACUCGCAGGCUGUCAACCCUACGAAAUCAACAAAAUGCUUCGACCACACGCAGCUCUCAAUCGAGGAAAAGCAAGAAAACAGCCCGAGCCCGGAAGAGAAACGCCACAUAGAUGCGCUCAGUCGCGUCAGUGCAAGUGAUAUUAGUGAGACAAAAUCGUGCGAACAAAAGACAUGCGGGACCAAAAAACGCAGCCUGUCCAUCUCAAGCCAAAUAAAGACAACGCAUAACAAAUCAGAAAUUGGACUGAAAAAAAAGUGUGUGCAUAGAAAAGACGAUAAGGGGAAGGGCGUGAUACCGAACAUUGCGGCGCCUCUCGAACACAUACUUAUGAAGACAUUUUAGGUUUAACAAAGUGUGAUAUUUAAGAGUGACCGUCUGUUUAGUUUAGCAAGGGUGCCGAUGCUACAAUCAUUCGAUUUUGUGUACACAAUUUCAUUCAUAUUAGAAGACACUAGAAACAUCUGCUACUUCUCUGUCCCAUGAAUUAAAUAUCUCUUUUUUAUGCCUACGUUCUGAAUGCUAACAUAAAUAAGUGUUCACCUAAUUUAUAUCUGUCAUUGUAGAUGAUUUUUUUAUUAACUUUUUUCAUAAACUACAUUUUUGUCGCAUCUCUGUGGCACCGGCGCCCACUGCCCAGCGUUUGAAGUAGUCAACAUUCGCUUGCGACUUUUUUUAUUGAUCUCAGGGACGUUAGAUGUAAAUGCCGACAAUAUCGCGAGGUUACUUAGUUAAGGCUAAUCUAGUCGGUGGGUAGUAUUCCAUUACUUAUCAUCAUAUUUUCAGCUAGGUACAUCAUUCAUUAUAUUUUGAGUAGUUAAUACACGACGAUGACCUCAUAAAGGUAGCAAGAAGGCGCUUGAUGCAGGCCGCAACCAACUGGCUAUUGUGGAAAUCAUUGGGCGAGGCCUAUGCUCAGCAGUGGACGACUGGACGUCCGAUGGCUGAAAUGAUGAUGAUGAUGAUGAGUUGACACACUGUUCAUUUGAAAUACCUACGUAUAAGAACUGUCAAAAUUAUGACUCUUGACUGAACUAAACUCAUCAGUUCACGAACCCAAUUAAACUUAUUUAUCAACUACCCAAUUACAUUAUUACAUAUGGGUAUAACAGCAAAAAUCCGUUCAAAAUAAGUGUAAAUAAAUAAAUAAUGAAAAAAAACAACAUUCACUAGAACCAAAUAGAGUUGUCAAGUCAAUUUAAAAUGCUCAUCACAAAUGGGUAGCACAAUUCCAAUUUCCAAUAACAAUUCAAUUAUUGCGUACUAUUCCAUAUUGGCCUUUGUUUGGAAAUACAAAGCUUUGGAUCGUUUAUGACUUUAUGAUAACAGUACGGUUUUAAUUGCUUGAUACUUAAAACAAAUUAAAGAGACUGGCAACUAAGAAUUAAGUUAUUAAAUGUCAACUUAAUAGGUGGUUUUGUAACUAUACGUCCAUCAAACAUUAUCUACAAUUUGAAGCAGACGUUAAAGUUAUUAAAGUAUAAGCGACAUAAUAAUAUUAUUCUGGAAAAGAGGACUUCAGUUUCAUAACUUUGAACAAAUAGGGUUGAAUAGAGUAAAUACAGGGUGGGCCAAAAAUGUUUGCAAAUACAACGCUUGAUUUCUCGAAAAUGAUUCGAGGUAGAGACGCGUGGGUAAUCGGAAACUGUGCAUAGAUUCAUGCGUUUUAGUCACUAUGGAGCGCUUCAUGAAAAAACAUCUUUUUGUGUAUUUUUUUUCCUAAAGUAUCUUUAGAACUGAAAACGUUUUCGAGAAAUCAAGUGUUGCUACUUGCAAAUAUUUUUUGACCCACCCUGUAUACCUACUGCAAACAAUAACCCUGUAUACCUACUGAAAAUAUUUACGCUAUAUGAUUGGUAAUGGAAUACCAAAACCGACAAACUUAGAUAGAUAACUAAUUUAAACUAUUUGUAGAGAUUGAAAUGAGAAUAUAUUUUUGUCAAAGUUGGAUUAGGUGGUUUGUAAUAAACGCGCACUAAGUUUUUACGCUAGCGUUAGAAUAUCGUUGCUCUGUGUCGUCAACAUAGAAAAAAAACAAAAGAGAUUUAACAAAACAAAAAAACAUCGCAUGUGAAUGCAGUAAAACAUUCAAUAAAGUUCAUUUUUUGUGGUUUUAGCAAAAUAUAAACAAAAAAUAUAACAAUAAAACAAAAA